Messenger RNA from Gloeophyllum trabeum ATCC 11539, 1300 nucleotides. Its product is annotated as LUC7-domain-containing protein. The record is from RefSeq and is a predicted model, not a curated record. Gene Ontology annotation, molecular function: mRNA binding. NCBI's taxonomy places the organism in Eukaryota, Fungi, Basidiomycota, Agaricomycetes, Gloeophyllales, Gloeophyllaceae. Bases 59 to 1015 code for a protein of 318 amino acids. Gene Ontology annotation, biological process: mRNA splice site recognition. The transcript has 8 exons. Gene Ontology annotation, cellular component: U1 snRNP; U2-type prespliceosome.
CGCGAACCUCCUCGUCCACUACCGGUAAGCUCACAGCGCACACAGUUUGUACGACACCAUGGGGCGCCUCGCGGAGAUGCAACGCAAGCUCUUAGAGCAAAUGAUGGGUCCCGAAGCCAUGGGCGUGGCCAACGCCAACCUGCAUUGGUCCGACGAGAAAGUAUGCAGAAACUUCUUAUGUGGUACAUGUCCGCAUACCCUAUUUACGAACACUAAAAUGGACCUCGGCGCCUGUCCGAAAUCGCACACGGAACGCCUGAAAACGGAGUUCCUCCAAGCGAAGGAGGCUAACCCGAACGAUCCCAUCUUCCAGAGAUUCCAGAUGGAAUACGAAGCAAAUAUAUUUGCCUUCGUCGAUGAAUGUGACCGCAGAAUUAGGGCCGCGCAUCGGCGGUUAGAGAAGACGCCCGAAGAGAAUGCAAAAACAACUAACCUGAUGAGAGAAAUCGCUGAAAUUGAACUAGCCAUUCAAGGAGGAACGGAGAAGAUUGAGACAUUGGGUGAGCAAGGCAAAGUAGACGAAUCGAUGCGGGAGAUGGCUGCCAUCGAGGCCUUGAAGAGUGAAAAGGCGGACAAAGAGCGCGAGCUACAACAGUUGACAGACACGUCAGGUGCAUCUGGGCACCAGAAGUUGCGCGUUUGCGAAGUCUGUGGAGCGUAUUUGUCCGUUCUGGACUCUGAUCGUCGUUUGGCCGACCACUUCGGUGGCAAAAUGCAUCUGGGUUAUUAUGAACUGCGGAAUAUGCUGAAGCAGUUCAAAGAAGAGCGGGAGAAACGUAAGAUGGGACCUCCUUCAAGCAUAUCAGCUGUCGGUCCUCCAGGUGCUGCUAGUGGCGGCCUGCCGUCAGCGGCCUCCGGACAACCACCGCGUACAGGUGCGGACCGAGACUACCGUUCAUCACGAGAUGACUAUCGAGAGCGGGACCGAGGAUAUGAUAGGCACUCAUCUUCGCGGCACGAUGAUCGACGUAGAGACCGGGAUCGUUCGCGGUCUCCGGGCAGAAGGAGAUAUUGAAGCCUUCGAUAUCGAGAUCUUGCAUCAUCGCGUUGUACAUAUGUACUGAAUGAUGGUAUUGGUCCUGCUGCCUUCAGCCUCUGAAUCCGGGUGUUUUCCUUACGCCUUGACUAGCAUGCCUUAGGUGAGGCGGGGAUCACGAUGCAUACGGGAGUUAUUAUGAGGUAUGAUUGGGCUGAACCAGUCCUGCGAAUGCGAUAAGCAGGAUUGGUGGGUAGAGGGUGUCUCAUCCGACUAUUUUUUGUAAGAGACAGGAUUCAAGUUGUGCAUGUCGGACACGACGUG